CCUUCUCCAGAGAGAGAGAGCCACUCCAUCAGAGAGUGGAUGCAUUCCUACAUCCAAGGGGUCAGGGUUGAGAUGGAAAGGAACCUGGGGACCCAAAAGAGUAUGCCUUGCAUGAGAGUGCUGCCUGGGGGCCUGAAGCACCUGCCGUAACAGAGCCUCAACAGCUGUCUGGUGAUUCCUCCUUCAAUCUGUGUGUGUGUGUGGAUAGCUCCAUCAAUAUGAGCUACAACCUCUACCUGGCCUUUGUGUGUCUGAGUCUCCUCUCUCAAAGGACGUGCAUCCAGGGGAACCAGUUCAGUGUGGAGGUCAGCAGAAGUGACAAGCUUUCCUUGCCUGGCUUUGAGAACCUCACUGCAGGAUAUAACAAAUUUCUCAGGCCCAAUUUUGGUGGUGACCCAGUUCGGAUAGCACUGACUCUGGACAUCGCAAGCAUCUCUAGCAUUUCAGAGAGUAACAUGGACUACACAGCCACUAUAUACCUCCGGCAGCGCUGGACAGACCCACGGCUGGUGUUCGAAGGCAACAAGAGCUUCACUCUAGACGCCCGUCUCGUGGAGUUCCUCUGGGUACCAGACACUUACAUUGUGGAGUCCAAGAAGUCCUUCCUCCAUGAAGUCACGGUAGGAAACAGGCUCAUCCGCCUCUUCUCCAACGGCACAGUCCUGUACGCACUCAGAAUCACAACAACUGUUACAUGUAACAUGGAUCUGUCUAAAUAUCCUAUGGACACACAGACCUGCAAGUUGCAGCUAGAGAGCUGGGGAUACGAUGGCAAUGAUGUGGAGUUCACCUGGCUAAGAGGGAACGAUUCUGUGCGUGGGCUUGAAAGCCUACGCCUUGCUCAGUACACCAUCCAACAGUAUUUCACCUUGGUCACUGUAUCCCAGCAGGAGACAGGAAACUAUACACGAUUGGUUUUACAAUUUGAGCUUCGGAGGAACGUCCUGUAUUUCAUUCUGGAAACCUAUGUCCCUUCCACUUUCCUGGUGGUGUUAUCCUGGGUUUCAUUUUGGAUCUCUCUUGAUUCGGUUCCUGCUAGAACCUGCAUUGGAGUGACAACUGUGUUAUCCAUGACCACACUGAUGAUCGGCUCCCGUACAUCCCUACCCAACACCAACUGCUUCAUAAAGGCCAUUGAUGUGUACCUGGGAAUCUGCUUCAGCUUCGUGUUCGGGGCCUUACUGGAGUAUGCAGUUGCUCACUACAGCUCCUUACAGCAGAUGGCAGUCAAAGAUAGGGGGACAGUGAAGGAAUCAGAAGAUGUCAAUAUUACCAACAUCAUCAACAGCUCCAUCUCCAGCUUUAAACGAAAGAUCAGCUUUGCCAGCAUUGAAAUUUCUGGUGACAAUGUCAACUAUAGUGACUUGACAAUGAAAGCCAGUGACAAGUUCAAGUUUGUCUUCCGAGAAAAGAUCAGCAGAAUUGUUGAUUAUUUCACAAUUCAAAAUCCCAGCAAUGUGGAUCGGUAUUCCAAACUACUAUUUCCUUUGAUUUUUAUGUUAGCCAAUGUAUUUUACUGGGCAUACUACAUGUAUUUUUGAGAUGUCAUCAAACUUUUGCAUGCCAUGUCUUUAAAAGAAUAACAUAAUAAUGUUAAAGAUAAUCUAGGACAUGCGUACACACUCUAGCCCAGAAAGAUACAAAUGGGCUAAAAUAAUGAUUAUUUUAAGUUGUGUAGAAGUCCUAGAAUAAUAGGGUUCUAUAAUGGAAUCAUUACAAAGCAACCUUUUUCUUCUUCAGUUUUGGACAGACAUCCCCACAGAACUCAAGAUCACAAACCUACUCAGGGCUCUUUGCUCUCUGGGUCCCUGGUCUGCAUUCACUGCAUAAAAAUAUAUAUUAAAGGGUUUAUUUUCUACAGAAUUCACAAUGGCAUUUACUAAAUCUCUGAAAUGCUUAUAAGAUGAAUACUUGCCAAUUUAGGGAACAACAUUUUCUAAUUUUUUUUUUCCUUGAAAUGAAAUGUGGGUUCAUGUCAAUUCACUACUGGUCACCAUACUGCAUCAACUCAGUAACAGGUGAGUUCUCAGUAUUGCUUAAUAACACAGAAGAAUUUUCCCCAAAUUCCAGUAAGUCCUACCAUUAAGAAAUCAAAUGUUAAUGAAUAAAAUUACUGGACCAGUAAGCUAAAACAUAAACCCUUUAAUAUGGUUCCCCAGACUUGAGGGACUCCUGGAAUUUACACCCCUGUUACACGUAUUGUAUUAUUUUAUUGUUAUACACCUGUAGUCCUAAACUGUGUAAAACACUCUUUUGCCACACCAGGGAAGCAGGAGGAGGUUUUGGAACUUCCUUUAGGAAGUUUAGGAUUCUUAAUACAGAAUACUUCCAUGAAAACUUGCUGGGUCAAGUCUAUUUUCUAAUCACCUUUACUCACAUACUGGCUAAGCACCCAGUAGACCAGAGUGCUCUGUCAACCUGUCAUUUGUGUUGACCACACUGGGGAGCACUUUGCCAGUAGUAGAUCCCCUGCAUCCUUCCAAGAGGAGCUUUCAUCCCCAUGCUCCAGUGACCAGGCAGGAGUGAUACCUAUUAGAUAAGGAGUCCUAUUUCCCAGAUACAAGUAGCUUGUCUUGUAAAGAUUCUUUUCCCCAAUCCUUCUAACUGGACAACUUUUUUUUCAUAUAUCUUUACUUGCAAGUGUUCAUUGCAAAGAAUCAUUAGUCUGGUUCCAGGCCUCCAGUUUCUGCUACAUUAUCGAUGCUGGGCCCUCACUUGGACUCCCCUUGGAUAUCCUGUUGUUGCUCAGUGUCAUGGAGAUCCUGCAGCUUUGGGUCUGCAGGACCAAUACCUUCACGUGCUCCAGCAGAUCGUAGAUGGGGAGGAUGUUGGGGUGCAUCAACCCAUAACCCUGGUUCUGGGCCUGGCUAGUUGCAGGGUUGGUUAUCCUGCCAGCUCCUCACCCCUGAUCCCUAUCCUUACCACCAGGGUGAGCUAUCCAGUAGCUGGACUACUUUAAAUGGCUUAUCCUACAUGCUCAGGAGACCACUGGCCCUCAGUCUUGAAUGCUCUGAGCAAUUAUAAGACAUGUUGCACAAUCCACUUGAGUUGUCUUUUCUGAGUUCAGCCAAUGUUACCUUGACCUAGGAACUCGUGGGUGCCUCUCCCUCUGCUCCUUGGGACUCAGCUAUACCUGGUUCCAACUCAGCCUCAAUUAUUUCAAAGACUCACCAUCUUCAGCCCUUUAGCCUCCUUUGCUAAUGAAUGUGCAGCUUCAACUGCCCCUUCUCAAACAAACCAGACCUACAGAUGGUCUUUCUCUUCACUUGCUGCAUCCAUGGGCUCUCCUUUUUAUCAUCACGAUACUUCUCAUGAUUCAGUUUCUAUGACUUGAUUGCCUGGCGCUUAACCACUGUUUCUACUUCAGAACUCUCUGUGUUCACUGGAAUAUACUUUGAAGCUAGCUGUAGUUGCACCAUUAGAGUUCUUAGUAAAACCUCUUCAUACUUUAUGUCUGUCAUACACAUCUUUAAGGGGAGGGGUUAGGAGACGGGAAAUGAGGUUGAAGGAUUCAAUCAUAUUUGUGAUAUUUUUAUAAAAAAAUGUUUAAAAUAUAUAUAACUUCACUGAGGACUCAUGUAAGCUAUUGAAUAACAACAAUUGUAAAUAUGUGAAACUAUAAAAUAAAUACAUCAUAUGAGCUA
Peromyscus leucopus (white-footed mouse) is the source of this 3644-nucleotide messenger RNA. RefSeq names its product gamma-aminobutyric acid type A receptor subunit pi (gene Gabrp). Bases 219 to 1541 code for a protein of 440 amino acids. Gene Ontology annotation, cellular component: GABA-A receptor complex; synapse; membrane. The record is from RefSeq and is a predicted model, not a curated record. The transcript is spliced from 10 exons. Gene Ontology annotation, molecular function: GABA-A receptor activity; neurotransmitter receptor activity; extracellular ligand-gated monoatomic ion channel activity. Lineage: Eukaryota; Metazoa; Chordata; Mammalia; Rodentia; Cricetidae. Gene Ontology annotation, biological process: chemical synaptic transmission; nervous system process; signal transduction.